Molecule: messenger RNA, 1019 nt
Organism: Saprolegnia parasitica CBS 223.65
Lineage: Eukaryota; Oomycota; Saprolegniomycetes; Saprolegniales; Saprolegniaceae
Source: the annotation of a RefSeq genome assembly
AUGCUGCCAAUAUGGAGUCUCAUCUACGUGCUCGUGCUCUUCAUCUCGUUCAUCGCGACGUCCAUGGCCGUGUACACCAUGUUCCGCAUGAAGCAGCGCAUCCGUACUUGCGUCUUCUACGCCAUGUACGCGUACUUUAUCUCGCGCACAAUCUACUCGCUCACGCGCGCUGUCGUCCUCGCGGCCGUCGUCGACCAGUUCUUCCAGGCCAACUCGACGUGGAUGGAGCUCGAUAGCCACCGCGACGUGAGCGCCUUUAGCCCGCUCACCGACAGCUCCAUCGAUUUGACUCUGGAUGCACCGCCCAACGUCGUCAUGUGGUUCCUCCUCAUUGGCGACGCAGCGCUUAUUGCGGGCGCGCUCUGGAUGCUCGUGCUCGUGCUCGAGCUCGUGCGCUUGGCGCGUAAGGCCAUGGACCGCGGCUCGAUCCGCGAAGCCCGCACGAUCAAGUUCUAUGGCGCCGCCAUCAUGGUCCUUGUGCUGAUCUACUUUGCGCUCUCGUUCGUGCUCUCGACGGGACGCACGGAAGGCGCGACGCCCAACUCGAUGACUGUGAGCUUCUACUCGGGGCGGUUCAAAUCCGUGCUCAUUACCGCCAUUUCCAUCCAGUCGGGCGUCAUCCUGCUCGUCGUUUCGGCGAUGUGGUUGUUGCGCCGGCGCGGUCGCAACUUUGAAAGCGUCGAUGGCGAACUCACAGCGUCGCCGCUCUAUAUGCGUCUCAAGCGCAUCCUUAUGGUCUACUGCGGCAUGUCCCUUCCGUACAUUGGUAUGACGUGGCUCUCGCUUCUCUGCUCGCAACUCGAUGCUGAGUUGCCGUCUGUGCUCCUCGGUAUCGCGACAAUUUUGUACUUUGCGUCGGGCCUCGUCUUUGCAAUCGUCAUGGUUGGGAGCCAACAGUGCUGCUACGCGUGCCUCUUGCCCGCCGACGAAGUGCGCACGGCACAACUCCACUUGUCGCCGAGCCCCAAGCACGCGCUGUCCCCGGUCGCGUACCCCGUCUUUGUCAACACGGACAUUGA